UUUAAAUUGGAAAAAAAAAAAAAUCAACCUCCGUUGAAGCGACGAAAAUGGCGUUUGCUGCUUCUCUAUCCAAUUCGUCGUCGUCGUCAUCUCUGCAACUCGGUUCUUCCUUUAACGGCGAUAGCUUAUCGUCGUCGAGGUCCUUCGCCGGUGCUCUGGUCACCUUCUCUUCUGUACCGCGCUCCGGAAAGAACGCAUGUUUGCCAAGAAAAUGUCUCGUUUAUGCCAGGAAGGUUUCGGGGUUGGAGGAGGCAAUGAGAAUCAGAAGAAUGCGUGAGCUCCAAAACACAACAAAAGUUAGGAGGAGACCACCUCUGAGACGUGGAAGGGUAUCGCCUCGUCUUUCCGUGCCUGAUCACAUACCACGGCCUCCAUAUGUCGAGUCUGGCAUAUUACCUGAGAUAUCAACUGAGUUUCAGAUUCCUGACCCAGAAGGCCUUGCGAAAAUGAAAGCUGCUUGUGAGCUUGCUGCUCGUGUUUUAGACUUUGCUGGAACUUUGGUUAGGCCAUCUGUGACUACAAAUGAAAUCGACAAGGCAGUGCAUCAGAUGAUCAUCGAAGCUGGAGGUUAUCCUUCACCCCUCGGAUAUGGGGGAUUUCCUAAAAGUGUAUGCACAUCAGUUAAUGAGUGCAUGUGUCACGGAAUACCGGAUUCUCGCCAGCUACAGAAUGGGGAUAUAAUAAACAUCGAUGUCACAGUUUACUUGGAUGGUUACCAUGGAGAUACGUCAAAGACUUUCUUCUGUGGAGAUGUCAGCGAUUCCCUCAAACGACUCGUGAAGGUCACGGAAGAAUGCUUGGAAAAAGGCAUCGCUGUUUGUAAGGACGGAGCAAGCUUCAAGAAAAUUGGAAAGAGAAUCAGCGAGCAUGCUGAAAAGUACGGUUACAAUGUGGUGGAGCGUUUUGUUGGUCAUGGCGUCGGAAAAAUAUUUCACUCUGAACCUCUGAUAUAUCAUAACCGUAACGACGAACCCGGGCUUAUGGUCGAGGGCCAAACUUUCACAAUCGAACCAAUUCUGACCAUUGGAACCACCGACUGCAUAACAUGGCCGGACAACUGGACGUCCGUGACUGCAGAUGGUGGCCCGGCCGCACAGUUUGAGCAUACCAUUCUCAUCACUAGAACUGGUGCAGAUAUCCUCACCACUUACUGAAACACUUCUUUAUUCAGAUAACAUCAUCCUGUAAGGUAAUUAAACUUAGCCAUAGAGAUUAUUAUCUUCACGACUUUGAUUCUUCUUCUGUAUCUUAGUUACGACAACUGUGCCCAAUUCGAUUCAGGUGUGAAAGGGUAUUUGAUUCAUCAUGCAAGUCUCGACCCGGUCAAACUCGUUAAUAAACCUAUUAUGGGCAUAGACCGUGUUCAUUUGUU
This is a messenger RNA of Tarenaya hassleriana, 1372 nucleotides long. Its product is annotated as methionine aminopeptidase 1B, chloroplastic. Bases 48 to 1154 code for a protein of 368 amino acids. Lineage: Eukaryota; Viridiplantae; Streptophyta; Magnoliopsida; Brassicales; Cleomaceae. The transcript has 10 exons. The record is from RefSeq and is a predicted model, not a curated record. Gene Ontology annotation, molecular function: metalloaminopeptidase activity. Gene Ontology annotation, biological process: proteolysis.